Hymenoscyphus albidus is the source of this 597-nucleotide messenger RNA. Lineage: Eukaryota; Fungi; Ascomycota; Leotiomycetes; Helotiales; Helotiaceae. The record is from the annotation of a GenBank genome assembly.
AUGGCGCCCUCGGCAACGUCCAUCGACUCGCCUACCUCUUCGGCACUCCAAGAAUCAAUCGACGUCUCCAAAAUCAAAAUCACUGACUCACCCCACCCCGCCUACCUCCACCACCUCGCGACCACUAUUCUGCACAAUCUCCAAUACCAGCACUCCUGGUCCUCGCUUGAGAUACAUACACACUCCCCAAAUACUUCGCAGCCGUUACCUCGCCCGUUGAUAUCUGGAUUGCCUCCCGCCAGAGUCUAUAUCCAUCCAGAUGAACAAGCAGCCAUCAUAAAAGCCGAGCAUGACACCGGCGAGAAGAUUGAGCAGAGGCCGGAACGAGAAUGGGUACUACCUACUCAUAUCAAAGAAAAAUGGACACUGAAGAGAUUUGCGGGCGUCUUUGAUGGAUUGAGUGUCGUGCCUCCGGGAGACCAAGGCAACGCAGAUGAGGACGAGGACGAGGAGCAAGCCGAGGGGGAGAAGUCGGUUGGGGAUCCAUGGCAAGGGAAUAAUAGGCUCAAGAGAUUGUUACUUUCUACUCUGGAUGAUGAUUCGACUGUCACUUACUACGUUAUGUUUGAUGGGUUAGUAAAGCCGAGACAGAAUUAA